AUGCGAGGGGUUGUCGUUCUUUCUUUGCUUUCCCUGGCGCUGGCGGACUUGACCGAAUCCAACCUGAACAAAUACACUGACGUGCUGGCACUUAGUCACUCCUUCAACCCUAUUAAGGAGGCCUACUGGACUGGGUACCCCCAUCAUCGACGAACUCCAUUCGCUGUCUCUCCCGAUGGAAAGUCGGCCUACGUUGCUUAUCUGGAUGCGAGCGAAACAGAUGUCCAUGUACAGCAAGUGGAUGUGAGUACCUUUGAAGCGACGGGAACAUCGGUUACGGUUUCCGGUGCCAAGGAAGCCGGUGGGCUUGUUGCCCAUAAUGAUGGUUUCGUUCUUUUGACGAAUGAGGCCAUGCCCUCUGGAACGAUAAAUGCACCCCCCAGCGAUACUCCAGUCCCCGUCUUGUAUCGAUACACAGAUGGGAAAGAGGCAUGGAAAACGUGGUUGGGCGGACCGGGUGUCCACGAGACGGACGGCCUUUCCGCAUCGCCCGAUCUCAACGGCGACCUGGCCUAUUCCAAGGAAGCGGGUCUUUAUGGCGCAUACUUUGUCGUUACCGAUUACUCUGGUGAUGCAGCAGGACAUUUCGGCGAUAGCAUCCAAUACGUCGCAGAGAAUGGCACUCUUGUCACAAUCGCGGGUGCCAGCAGUUCCUGGGGCUGUAGCCACAACACAGGCAUUGCCUUCGAAUCAGCCGAUGAGCCUCCCUUCGCAAGCAUCUGCGCUGAAGAUCAGGGAGCCAUCUGGCUGAAUACCAAAACACUGGGCAUGUCGAACGAUGGGGUGAAAAUCUCCAACGAGAAUACUACAAACGGGGCGUCGGGGGAACCCAUGGGAGGCAUGUCAGGAAGCUACAGUGCUCUGGCCCGGUUUGCAAAGAGCGGUAGGUAUAUCUUCGCCUGGGUCUCUCGGGGAGCAAUGGAUAUCUCGGAAAAUACGUGGAUGGGAAGUGGCUAUACCCAUUCCCAGAAUCGCACCAACAACCGAAAUGUCGCCAUCUCGUUGUUUUCCGAUAAGUACACUAAGGUCGGAGCGCAGGCGACUUCUAAAAUUGGGGCGGAAGAUGGCGAUAGUCAGAUAACCUGGCUGACGGAGGGCGAAAACGAUUGUUCGAAUGCGCACGCCGCGACAUUUGGAGACACCACCGCACUCGUGACUUGGGAGGAGAUCUCGGAUCCAACCUGCGACUUUGUGGCCAUGGGGUGCCGCGGACAGUUUGCUGGCACAUUCUUCCAGCAGGUUGAUUCUGACGGAAAGAAGGUUGGCAGCCCACUGAAAAGCACGAAUACCUAUGUUGCCGGCGACAUGGUGACGAUGGCGGAUGGCCGGAUCUGCUGGCCAUACGUGAACAUGAACUGGGACCUGUCGCAGGCUGUGUAUGCGCUGUCUUCUCCUGCCACCACCAAGAUGAGCUUUGCCUGUAUCAAUCUGACUGGGGCCUCUUCGAACAACAUAACACCUUCAAUGUCGCAUCGAUCGGUGCAGCACAAUCGCAUUCCGAAGUGGUCGCAGACAAUUGCGCGGCGACUAUGUAAGUCUGUUACAUUAUGGCAAUCUCGCAUUGCUGGGAAGAAGCGUUGGUCGUUGAAAAUUGUACAACUUGGGAGGGGUAACUAA
This is a messenger RNA of Aspergillus alliaceus, 1617 nucleotides long. RefSeq lists its product as uncharacterized. The coding region runs from base 1 to 1617 and encodes 538 amino acids. The transcript is spliced from 3 exons. NCBI's taxonomy places the organism in Eukaryota, Fungi, Ascomycota, Eurotiomycetes, Eurotiales, Aspergillaceae. The record is from RefSeq and is a predicted model, not a curated record.